Striga hermonthica is the source of this 1272-nucleotide messenger RNA. NCBI's taxonomy places the organism in Eukaryota, Viridiplantae, Streptophyta, Magnoliopsida, Lamiales, Orobanchaceae. The record is from the annotation of a GenBank genome assembly.
AUGGACGGCCAAAAGGGCCAGUCGAGGCUCAGCAGGAACCAAUCCUCCCUACUCCGGUCAUCCCCCACCUACCGUCUGCCGGGGCAGAGCUCGCCUUUCGCGGCCGAGAUCUCGCGGGACCUGGAGGAGCAGAAGCCCCACUCCAAACCCUGCACGCCACGUGUUCGACCGAGUGCCUCUCGUUUCGGACCCAUUUUCGCCCUCUUAAUCUUCCUUCCGGCGUACACGAUUUUCGCCUUUCUCGUCUGGGACGACGCCUCCACCUCCGAGAAUCUGCUCCUGUCCUUGAUUUUCGUCGCCGUUUUCCUGUUUUUCGCCUCCCAGAACAGGGAUUUUCUCAACCGGACUUUCAGCUUCUGCAAGCAGUUUGUCGACGAGCACGCUAAAAGAUUGAGUCUUUACUGUUUUGCAUCCAAGACUCCCACAAAUUCGGUUCAAUGGUUCAUAGGAGAUCCAAACCCGGACGAAAUCGAAAGAAAACACCAGAGCAUCCGUUUCGAGAAGGUUACUAGAGAAGGUGUGGAGUUUUACAGCAAUGGAGAUUUCUACGAGGGGGAGUUUCAUGGUGGGAGGUGCAAUGGGAGUGGAGUGUACAAUUAUAUGAUUAAUGGGAGGUAUGAAGGAGACUGGGUGGACGGGAAGUAUGACGGUUUCGGGAUCGAGAGCUGGGCGAGAGGGAGUCGAUUCAAAGGGCAGUAUAGGCAUGGUUUGAGGCAUGGAUAUGGUGUUUAUAGGUUUUAUACAGGGGACACUUACGCCGGCGAGUGGCGUAAUGGGCAGAGCCAUGGGAUUGGAGUUCAGACAUGUGCUGAUGGGAGCUCUUAUGUUGGGGAGUUCAAGUGUGGAGUCAAACAUGGCCUUGGCUGUUACCAUUUCAGGAAUGGGGAUAGAUACGGUGGGGAGUAUUUUGGAGACAAAAUCCACGGUUUUGGAGUGUACCGAUUUGCAAAUGGGCACUGUUAUGAAGGGUCGUGGCACGAGGGGCGAAAGCAAGGUUUUGGUAUGUAUACUUUCAGAAAUGGCGAGACGAGAUGUGGCGAAUGGGACGAUGGCCAUCUUAAUACUCCUCUUUCCUCUGUCUCGGAUUCUGUUCUUCGGGCUGUUCAGGGUGCUCGAAAAACAGCAGAAAAUGCUAUCCACCUGCGCUCGGUGGACGAGAAAGUGAGUAAGGCAGUGUUCGCUGCAAAUCGGGCAGCAAUGGCUGCAAGAGUUGCUGCAGUCAAAGCUGUUCAGAAUAGGAUCCAUGGAAAAUUCUGUGACGCAAACUUUUGA